Messenger RNA from Caenorhabditis elegans, 5456 nucleotides. RefSeq names its product rRNA biogenesis protein RRP5 (gene let-716). Gene Ontology annotation, molecular function: nucleic acid binding. Gene Ontology annotation, biological process: RNA processing; rRNA processing. Gene Ontology annotation, cellular component: nucleolus. Lineage: Eukaryota; Metazoa; Nematoda; Chromadorea; Rhabditida; Rhabditidae. The record is from RefSeq and is marked reviewed.
AUGGUUAAACUAGAUGAGGUAACAAACGAAAAGUGCUUCCCGCGUGGUGGUGGUUCGGACAAGCCAAAACCAUUGAACAAAUCCAACUCGGACUUUGUAGGAACGAAAGGAGGGCUAAAGAGAAAGUCCGCAGCCCCAGAACAACACGAGGCCAAGAAAGCUAAAGAAGAAUCUAGCUGGAUUCCGAAGGUUGAGGAGAACUGCUUCAUUGAAGGACUCACAGGUUUUGGGGUAGUUUCUGAGGUUUUCGAUGAUGGAGUUCUUCUGCAUACCGCUGGUACACAUACCGUCAAGAUUCAUGCUUCAGAAGUCUCGAAGAAGUUUACGGAACUUUUCAACGAGGAAAAAAUUGAGAUUAAGAAUGCAUUUCAACUCGGCCAGAUGGUUCCAUUUCGUGUGAUUAGUAAGAAGCAAGGUAACGACAAAGGGAAGGUGAAAGGAACUUGCAACCCAGCUCGGCUCAACAAACAUCUCUCUCCAAAUAUGUUGGCUGCCGGUCUCGUUCUUCAUACCGCCGUCGUCAGUAUUGAGGAGAAGGGUGCUAUUCUGGAUGUUGGACUUGAUCAAAUAACAGGAUUCAUCGAGAAAUCGCAAUUUCCAGCAGCAGGAUUGAAAGAAGGAAUGCCACUUAUUGUUCGAGUUCUAUCUUCCACGUCAAGAGUAGUAAAAGUAACUUCCUUUGUGGAGCAGGACAAUUUGAAUAUGACGUCUUGUGAGAAGCUCCAACUGAACCAUUUGAUGCCUGGAACAAUUCUCGAAUGUGAGCCAACAGGAGACGCAGUUACUGCUGGAGUCAUUGUAAACAUUGGAAAUGGCCUGAAAGGAAUUCUCCCUCGCCGAAAUUUGCCUCCGCGCCUUCGUGAGAAUCCGGAGAAGCUCGGGAAAGCCAUUAGAGCAAUUGUGAUGUUCUGUCAACAAAAUUCAAAAAUCCUUGUACUCAAUGCACACCCAGAUAUUGUUGCUGCCAGUCGUAUCGAAAAAAGAACAUCGUUUGAAGGAAUUUCAAUUGGAGACAAAGUCAAGUGCACUGUAAUUGAUGUACUCCCAACCAAAAGUAUGGUGUACUUUGCUCUCCCUGCUAUCGAUGGAAAAAAGUCAUUGGUCACUGCGGUGUCAUCUCGAGGACUUUUGGAAAAACCAGAUCAAGUUUCUACUGAGUAUGAAGUUGGAACGGAAAAGCUGUGUCGAGUCACAGGAUUUCGAUAUGCAGACCGAUCGAUCACCAUUUCAACGAGAAAAGAUAUUUUGAAUCAAAAAAUUACAAAAUAUCAGGAUGCAAAGUGUGGAGAUGUACUUGAUGCUCGUGUUCAUCACGUGGCAAAAAGUGGAGUUUACUUCAUGGUGUGUAAUUUUGUAAAAGCAUUUGCUCCUUUGAGCAUGCUUUCGGAUAAGCCACUUCCUGCGCAAAAAAUGAAGAACAUCUAUAAAGUUGGAACUGAAGUAAAAUGUCGUGUAUGGCAGAUUUGCGACGAGAGAAAAAAUUUAAUCGUCACAUGUCGAGAGUCUAUUCUUGGAUUGAAAAGUCCGUCCGUCAACAGUGUUCAAGAGUUGGAGAUUGGAGUUACUGUUCCAUGCGUUAUCAGAAAGGUUUUCCCAACGGGAGUUCUUCUUCUCGGAACAUUCAAUAACAUUUGUGGAGUUCUUAGAAAGGAAUCCGCCGUUCAUUUGCCAGGAACACCGAAGAACAACGAUUUUGUAGUUGCUAAUGUGGAGAAGAUCGAGGACAACCGAGUUGUAUUUGUGCUUCGUGACGUUAACCCGAGUGCUGCUGUUGCAAAUGGACAAAAUUCCGAGAAGAAACUGGUUCAGAGACCGAACCCAGCUGAUGGAGGUAUAUCAAUUGGAAAGAUCUACAAAGGAUCAUUGUGUGCCAAGGCAGGAGAGAAAGCAAAUGUCACUUUCACCGGUGAAGGAAAGAAAGAAGUUUAUGCUUCUGUAGAUGAUCAUCUUCUAUCCGAUCUUCUUGAUGCUCCAAUUGGACUAACAAAGAGAUUGUUGAUUGAGAAUAAGGAAGAUAUUUCAACUAUUGUGCCAAUGGGUAAAAUGGCAGCUAUCAACCGAGCCUGUGUGAAAAGAUCUGUUGCUAGUUUUGUAAAAGGAAUGAAGCUACCAAAGAAGAUUGAUGAGCUGAAAGUAGGAAAAGUUAUUGUCGGAAUCGUUGGGCAAGUCAUCACGAAUGUUGGAGUAUUUGUGGAGCUCGUUGGAGGAAGUGGACUUGUUGGAAAGGUUCUGGAAAGAAAGAAUGCCAAGAACACCAGCGAACUUCUCGAAGUUGGACAAGUCAUUGUGGGAACAAUUGAGAGCAUUGAUACAACGAAAAAGAGUUUUCUUAUUGAUCCAUGUACUGAUCUAGAAACUGGCGAGCUGAUGCUUAAGAAAUAUGCUCUUCCACUUUUGGAAUCAAUUGUUGAAGAAGUGAAAUGGCUCGCCGAGCAGUCCAACUAUCCAAUUCCUGGUUCCAAAGUCAAUGGUAAAGUCACCAAAGAAUUAGAUGAUCUGACGCUAGUGGAAUUCGAGCACAAUGGAAAGAAGAUUGCUGGUAUUUUACCAAAGAUGGUUGAUGAUAAGAAGACAACUGAGAAAACCAAGAAGAAGAAAGCAACAAAAUCAUUUAUCGUAGUCGAUAUCAACCAUUCCACUAAUGAAGUCGUUCUGGCCACUCCAUCUACUGAACAAUCAAGAAUCGUUGCAAUACGUCGUGAUUACUUGUGCGCAGUUUCACCAGACGGUCUGAUUUAUUUACCAACAAGACUUCAUCCAAAUCAUCUUCCAACUUCUGAUUCAAAAGUUAAACUUCAUACUGUUAUCGAUCUCAAUGAUCAGAAGUCAGUUGGAGAAGGAGUUUUCGUGGCUACACGUGGUGGUGGAGAUGUGGACGAUGUAGCAAGAACAACAUUGAUCAAUAAAGAGUUUGUGGGAGACGAAAAGAAAAAGAAGCAGACAGCUGAAGGAUCUGAUGGCGCAGUGUCAACCAGCACAAAAAGCGUCAAAAAUUUCGGAGUCUACAGUGGUGUAGUUAUUGGAACCGCCAAUCUAGAAGAGAAUCGAAAAAGAAACUCAUUGUUUGCUGAUAUUCGUCUUCCUGGGGAUAAUAUUGGACGACUUCAUGUCUCUGAACUUCCUCCAAGUCUUCUGAAAGCUGAGAAUCCACUUGAUGAAUUUGUUAAAAGGAACGUGCGAAAAGCUGUUAUCGUCCGUAUUAUUGGAUUUAUCAAGAGUUCUAAGGGACCAAGAAUCGCAGAAUUGACUAUGAUCCCAUCAAAAAUUCAAGCUGGAAAGGUUCGUGCAUCCAAUCUCUCGUAUAAAUCCAACUACAAAAUCGGAGACGUCGUCAAAUGUUUCGGGGCUAACACAAUGACUGAAAAACAGGAAUUAAAAGUUGAAGUCAAUCCAGUUUGGACUGGAACCAUCUCUCGUGAGAAUCUGUCUGAUGAUCUGAAAGUAACUGCUGCUGAUGGAGGAAUCGUUGACUUGGCUCUCAAAAAAGGAGAAAUGCGCGAAGCAAAGAUCACGGCUGUUGACAGAAAGAAUAUGUCAUUAAAGUUGACUCUUGAUACUGCUGAAGAAGCAUUCGAAAUUGGAGCAUCUGUAACAGGACGUGUCUUCUUUGUUAGUAAAACCUACAUCCGAUUGAAGCUUUCAUCUGGACAACAAGCUGUUCUAACACCAACUGCUAUCACGGAUAAAUAUGAAACCAUUGAGAAAAUCACAGAGAACCAGUUGACAGAUGGAAAACUUGUUGAUGUUGUCUGCGCAAAAUUACAAGAAAAACCACGAAGAUAUUUCGUUGUGCUCAAAAAUCGGUUUAACUCUAAAUCUACGGAUGCAAAAAGACAAUUGUUAUUAGAUAGCAAACUCAUGAAGGAAGGUGAUCAGUAUGAUGGAAUCGUUGAAAACGCCUCGAAAGGAUCGUUAUUCAUUGAACUUGGACCUGGAGUUUCCGGACGAAUCCCAGUGAAUGAGGAGAAUCAAGAUCUAUUGGAAAUCGGAACGAACAGUGUUAUCCGUGUGACCGUCGUUAAAGUUGCAAAGAAUGAAAUCACAUUGAAGCUCGACGACAUUCUCAUUAGAAAAUGGACAGUGAAGCCGGAUAGAAAACGGACGUCAUCAAAAAGUGAAGGAGUUCCAUCCAAAGUCGCCUUAUUGGAAGAGGAAAGAUCAAAGGAGACUGUUGAAGCUGAAGAUCCUGGAUUUGAUUGGUCGAAUAAGGGGUUUAGAAAUGAAGACUUGGCUGCUGUUGGAAAAUUGACAUUGAAGGAUGCUGAAGAAGAGAGUGAGGAAGAAGAAGAAGAGGACGAAGAAGAAGUCGAGGAUGAAGAAGUCGAUGAGGAUGCUUCGGAUGAAGAAGAAGAAGUAGAUGGUGAAGAAGAUGAGUCGGAUGAUGAAGAGAAUAUAGAACUAAUUGAAAAAUCAGAAGAAGAUCAUUCAAGGCUUGUACGCAGUGAUCCAAACUCUGCAAUCAAUUGGAUCGAAUACAUGAGUCACUUUAUUGAAAAAUCCGACUUGGCGGCUGCCAGAAAAACUGCAGAAGAAGCUCUUGGAGCUAUCAAUCCAACUGAAUCUGAUGAACUCCUGAAGAUUUGGACUGCGUAUCUCAACAUGGAGGUUGCCUACGGAGAUGCCGCUACUGUUCAAAAAGUUUUCGAGCGUGCCUGCAAAAACGCCAACGCUUACACUGUUCAUAAGACCCUUUCAAAAAUCUAUCAAAAGUUCGAAAAAAAUGCCGAAGCUACUCAGAUCUUGGAGCAGAUGGUUAAGAAGUUCCGUGCAAAUCAGCUCGAAGUUUGGACUCUGCUCGCCGAGCACUUGAUGACACAAAACGACCAAAAAGCGGCGAGGGAGCUUCUCCCCAGGGCAUUGAAAAGUGCGCCAAAGGCCCAACAGCACGUCCAACUCAUUUCAAAGUUUGCCCAACUCGAAUUCAAGCACGGUGAUGCUGAACGUGGAAGAACUCUUCUCGAAGGACUUGUCACUGCUCAUCCAAAGAAAACCGAUCUUUGGUUGGUGUACGCUGAAGCUGUUCUGAAACAUCUUGGAAUUGAACAUGCACGAAAAGUUCUUGAAAGAGCCUGCAAUCUUGGAUUCUCGAUCCAUAAAAUGAGACCUUUAUACAAGAAAUGGUUGGAGAUGGAGAGCAAGCAUGGUGAUGCUGCCGCAGUUGAGCUUGUAAAAGCAAAAGCUGAAAAGUUCCUGCAAGCUGUUGCUGAUAAUGUAUUAGAAGAGGAUAACUAGUUAAAUCCUCACAUUGUUAUAAUUUCGUUUAUUUUUUCUUGUUUUUCACCAGUUUCUAUUUUUCCUUUCUUAAAAUUUUAUAGUUUUUGUUCUGUUUUGUUGUCACCUUUUAUCCCUCUUUGUUAUACCCCAAUUUGUUUCCCAAUUGUUAUGGAAUUCGUUAAAGUCAUUGAAACUAUUUGUUACAAUGGUUUUCAGAUAAAUCAAUAAAACUGAAAAUUUAA